UCGAAUUCAAUUUCUACAUUCUCUCUCUCUCUCUGCGUUCUUGGCCAUGGCAAUGGCAGCUGGGAACAUUGACCAGCAGCAACAAGAAGAAGAAGGGGGAGAAUUGAGAAUCCCGGUUUUGACUGUUCUCAAGAACAACUCGAUCCUCAAGAACAUCUUCAUCGUCGUCAACAUCGAUUCAACCGUCCUAAUUGGCCGCCACCACAAAUGCGACGUCGUUCUCGCUCACCCAAGUGUCAGCCGCUUCCACCUCCGCAUCUUCUGCCACCCUUCUUCCCGUUCUCUCUCCCUCACCGACCUCUCUUCUGUACAUGGAACGUGGCUCAAUGGCACCAAGCUUCAGGCAGGAGUCAGUGUUCUCAUGAACGAAGGUGACACCUUCACCGUUGGGGUUUCCUCUAGGGUUUAUCGUCUCUCUUGGAUUCCCUUUACUCGCGCUUUUGAUUCGCAUAUCCCCUUUGUCUUCCAAUUCAAUGCAAAUUUGCCCCACAAUCAACAACAACAAUUGGAGAUGAUUAAGGAGGUGAGUUUUUCUACAGAAGAAAUUCAAUCGGUGGAUUUGAUUACAGACUCUGAAAAUUCUCUGUUACUGGAACAAAGUGAAGAAAGAAAUCAGCAUUUUAAAGAUGAAACAUUUGGAGUUCAGAAUGACCCUAUGGAAACUGAAACAUCACAUUUUUCUGUGAAAUUUGAUAGUGAUAAUGAACAAUUUGAACAUCGGAACCAAGUACUAUUACCACCUUUCAUGCAAUCAGUUGAUGAAGUUUGCAGCACAGAGAAGACUGAAGCUUGUCCUGAAGCAGAAUUGCUUGAGGAAACUAAUUUGCUUUGCACAUUGAGAGAGUAUUUUACAGAGAGCUUAUGUCUGCCUGUUGUGGAAGCACUCCAGGGGACAACAAUGCAACAAUUUCAAACUCCACACAAUUCAGCUAAUACUCAAUUUCCACUUAGGAGGCAGGAGGCUUCCAUAGAAGAGCAUUGCUCUAGCUUUCUGACUAAUAUUGAUUCAGAAUCUAUUGAUGGAAAAAGUGUAGCUUCAGUAACUGCAAUAUCUAGAGAAUCUGAAUGCACAAUGGGAGUUAAUGACAAGAUUGAAGGUUCUGGAGAAAGAUUUUUCAGUUCUGAGAAUUCAUCUCUGCUAGUUGAAGCAGUUGAUGUGAAUUCAAUAUCUGAUGGAGAAGAGCAAGAGAAAUGUUGUGAAGAGUUGUCAAAUUUGCAGGCACACCAGAAUGAACAAGGGGACUCAUUGGAUGGAAUAGUUGACGAUACUGGGAGCAAAUCCGCAAGCAGCGUUUGCCUCACAUUAGAUCCGGUAGAACGGUUGACUACUCAGGUGCCUCCAGAAGCUGCUUUAAAUGUUACAAGCAAGAAAGAGAUGCAGACACUGCAAUCGCUCAUUGCCGUAGCAGGGUGCUGUGAGGUGGAAAUGCUUGAAAGCCAUGCAGAAGCAACAGAGUGCGGUAACAUUUGUCACAUGAAAGGGCUCCCUCUGGAUGAAGCAGAUGAAGAUAUUGGAAACAAGUAUUCUUCUGGUAGUAUCAAUCCCAUAUCAAUUAUGGUAGAGUCAGUGACUUCUUCUGUGCCUCAGGAAGCUGAUUUACUUAUCACAACCAAGAAAGAGGACCAGAACAUGCAAUCUCUUAUUGCCGCCGUAGGAAACUCUGAUAAUGAAGUCUUUGAAAGUUUUGAAGAAGCGAAAGUGAUGGUUAAAUCUUUUCAUGAGCAAGUGCACUUGCCACAUGAAACAAUUCAAGAAGAACCUGUGGAUUCUCCAGCACCUCAGGAAGUUAUUCUAAAGAUUACAAGUGAUGAAGAGAACCGGACCCUACAACCUCUCAGUGCUGUGACAGGAAGCUCUGAGAUAGAAAUAAUUGAAAGUGGUUUAGAAGCAAUGGAAGGUGCUAAAUAUUCCUACAGGCAAGGGCACCCAAUGGAUGAAGCAGUCAAAGAUAUUGGAAAUGAUUGCUCAGGUAGCAUCUAUCCCAUAUCAGUUCUGAAUGAAUCAGUGAAUUCCUCAGUCACUGAUCAAGCUGAUAUAAAGAUUACAAACAACAUGGGAAACCAGACACCAAAAUCUCGCAUUCCUUUGAAAGGAUUCUCUGAGAAGAGAACUCUUCACAGCUGUGUAAACGCAACAGAGAGAAGUUCAGCCUUUGUUAAUAUUUGGUUACGAGGAGGUAAGGCUGCUAGUUCUCCUCAGGUUCGAGCUAGAAGGAUUAGAUGUAUGAGCACAACUAAUGUUUAUACUGAAGUUGAGAUGAGUUGUGAGAAGGAUAUCAUGAACAAAUCAUUACCCAAGAAAGAUCUUUUCUCUGUUUUUGACACUGAAGAAAAAAUAUUUGCUCAAAAUAAGGAAAACUUCAGCCCAAAUAUGCCGUUCGUGAGAAGUAACGGAAACCAUCCUAAGUCACAAAGGUCAUCCUGUUCAGAGGUUAAUUCUAGUCCCAACAUCAAUUCAAAUGAAAGCAUAAGUUCCAUUUCAUACAAAGAGAAUAAGGCCCCAAAAGUAGUUCAAGCUCGGAAGUCACGAAGAAAAGCCCUUGAAUGUUGUACCAACUGGAAUGAGAAACAAGAUACUAUGAAAUUGAAGAAGAAGAAAGAGAGGCCCAUCCAAUCACUAGUGAAUUCUUCAGGCAAGCUCAAGUCAGAGUCUUCUGGUCCUGUUUCUGAUGCAAAAAGCAUUGAUGGUGGUAGUUGUGCACCAGUUUCAGACAAUUGCACUAAACCCUGUCAUUUUAAUGGAGAACAAAAACGAAGCUGGGAUAUGGUUGUGGACACUGCAUCUCUUCUGAACAAGGAGUCAAGGAAAGCUUUGCAGCUUUUACAAGGUCUCAAUGGGACUCGUUUAAUCAUUCCAAGAUUGGUUAUAAGGGAACUGGAAAGUAUGAGGAGACAAUUUGGAAUCUUUAAAAGAGUGUCGGAGGCUUCUUUCGCAUUGGAAUGGAUCAAAGAAUGCAUGGUGAACACAACCGGGUGGAUUCAUAUCGAAAGCUCAAUGGAGGACCGCAGGAUGGUCGCUCCAAUGCCAUCUACUUCACCUCAGACUCAAUUUGUUGAAGAAGAGAUUUCUAUUCUAGGUCCCUACAUCUCAAAGAAAAUGGCUUCACCAACAGUUGAAGAUCAUAUCCUUGACUGUGCUCUUCUACUUAGAAAAGGGGAUAAUAACAGACAACUUGUCCUGCUUAGUGAUGUUGUCCCUUUGAAAAUCAAAUCCAUGGCAGAGGGGUUGUUAUGUGAGACAGUACGAGAAUUUCAGCAAAGUUUAGUGAAUCCCUUCUCCCAGAGAUUCAUGUGGACCAAUAGCACUCCUAGAGGAUUGACUUGGUCCUACCAAGAUGAUGUAGUUUUGAGGGAGAAGUAUUGUGGUUUGCCAUCAAAGGCUGGUUUGAAACUCAUCACUGAACAGUAUUUGUACUCUCAAGCUUGAGAUCUUACAACUCCCCUUAACUAAUAAUAAUAAGUACUCUCGAGUUUAAUAUUGUC
Arachis duranensis is the source of this 3483-nucleotide messenger RNA. RefSeq names its product FHA domain-containing protein PS1. Gene Ontology annotation, molecular function: protein binding. NCBI's taxonomy places the organism in Eukaryota, Viridiplantae, Streptophyta, Magnoliopsida, Fabales, Fabaceae. The transcript has 6 exons. Bases 47 to 3427 code for a protein of 1126 amino acids. Gene Ontology annotation, cellular component: nuclear membrane. The record is from RefSeq and is a predicted model, not a curated record.